CUCAGUUCUUUUCUCACGCAUCUUGCCGCACCUACCAGCAACAAACACAAAGAGGAAGAAGAAGCAACUAGCUAGCCAGCCGGCGAUCCAUCGAAAUGGCACCCAACUUCGGCCGGUCCAUCUCCUUCCCUCUCACCCCGGCGAGGUCCUUCUCAAAGUCGUCCCGCCACGUCCGCUCCGUCAGCCUCCCCGGCACCACCUCCUCCCACCCGCUCCUCGCCAACCUCCACGCCCACAUCGCCGCCGUCCGUUCCUGGAUCCAGGACACGGCCUCCCUCCAGGCCGGCCUCGCCAACAUCCACGCGCUCCACGCCGCGCUCGCCGACCUCCUCCUCCUCCCAGCGUCCGUGGCCGCGCUUCGGUGCACCACCAGCAACACCGGCGACCGCCUCCUUGACGCCUUCCUCCUCCUCGCGGACGCGCACCAGGGCUUCCAGGAGUGCCUCCUAGAGCUCAGGCAGGCCGCCGCCGAGUCCCGCACUGCACUCCGCAGAGGGGACGCGGGCAGGCUCGCGUCCGCCUCCAGUUCCCAGCGCAGAGCAGAGAAGGACCUCGCGCGCCUCGCCGCGUCGGUCUCCGCCGUCUCCACCAAAUGCGCGCGCCUGAACCUCGUCGCCGUUAGCGGCGAGGAGGCCGAGAUGGCCUAUGCUCUUGUGGAGGCGGCCGCUGCCAGCGCUGCGGCCUCCGCGGCCGUGUUCUCGGCCGCCGCGUCCAUGUCGUCUGCGGUGUCGUCUUGCAAGAAGACGGCCACGUUUAUUCCUGCGUUCGCAAGGAAGUCCACCGCCCCCGAGUCGGCGGAGGCGACCGUGGAGAGGCUGCACGCGCUGGAGCAGUGCUUCGACGAGUGCGACGGCGCCUGCGACAUGGUGUUCAGGAGCGUGGUGCAGACCAGAGUUUCACUGCUCAACAUCAUGACGCCCACCAUCUAGUCAGCUAGCUAGUCAUGUCAUGUAUACAUAGAAGAAAAAGAAGAAGAACAUAAUUAGCUAAACCAUGUAUGUUUUGCUGAUUAAUUUGUCACUACACAGCGCGU
This is a messenger RNA of Triticum aestivum (bread wheat), 1033 nucleotides long. RefSeq lists its product as uncharacterized. The transcript has a single exon. Gene Ontology annotation, biological process: shoot system development; root development. Bases 96 to 929 code for a protein of 277 amino acids. The record is from RefSeq and is a predicted model, not a curated record. Lineage: Eukaryota; Viridiplantae; Streptophyta; Magnoliopsida; Poales; Poaceae.